CCGCGCGGCGGGUCGCCGCGAUGGUCGGGGUGUCGCCGCGGUCGGGGCCGGGACAGGGGGUAGGGCGGGAGGCGACCGCCCGCCGCCGGCUCCGAGCCCUCCUCCGGCCCGCUUAGGCCGUGCCCGGGGGGCUGCGGGGCGGCCCUGGGAGGAGCCGCGGAGGUCCUGCCCCGAGGAAUGGCUGCAGAUGUCCACAAGAAGAAGAGCUGGGAAGUGCCCAAUGGGUCCCUGGCACCAGGAGAUGGGCAGCACACGGAGCGGUCCGAGAGCCCCACGCCGGGGCUGGCGCAGGGCACAGAGCCAGGGGCGGGCCAGGAGGGAGCCAUGUUUGUGCACACCCGCUCCUACGAGGACCUGACGAGCCCCGAGGACGGGGCGGCUGUGGCGCGGAGCCCGGAGGAGCGGCGAGGGGAGCCGGGGGAGCAGAGCAGCAUGGAGCAGAUCAGCAAGGACUUCAGCGAGCUGAGCACGCAGCUCACAGGCAUGGCCCUCGACUUGGAGGAGGAGAUGAGGCCGGGCAAGGAGGGGAAGCUGGAGCAGUCCCCGCAGACCCCCCGCCGUGACUCGGUGCUGUCGGGGAAGGAGGAGGAGGACGUGACCAUGGACGCCUGGCGCAUGCACCGCAAGCACGUCUUCGUGCUGAGCGAGGCAGGCAAGCCCGUGUAUUCCCGCUACGGCUCUGAGGAGGCCCUGUCCAGCACCAUGGGCGUCAUGAUGGCCCUGGUGUCCUUCCUGGAGGCCGAGAAAAAUGCCAUCCGGUCCAUCCAUGCAGAUGGCUACAAGGUGGUGUUCGUGCGGAGGAGCCCGCUGGUGCUGGUGGCAGUGGCACGCACCCGGCAGUCGGAGCAGGAGAUCGCCCACGAGCUGCUCUACAUCUACUAUCAGAUCCUGAGCCUGCUCACCUGGACCCAGCUGAACCACAUCUUCCAGCAGAAGCAGAACUAUGACCUGCGCCGGCUCCUGGCCGGCUCCGAGCGCAUCACCGACAACCUGCUGGACCUCAUGGCCCACGACCCCAGCUUCCUGAUGGGCGCCGUGCGCUGCCUGCCCCUGGCUGCCAGCGUCCGGGACGCCGUCAGCAGCAGCCUGCAGCAGGCCAAGGCCAAGAGCCUGGUCUUCUCCAUUCUCCUCUCUGGGAACCAGCUGGUGUCUCUCGUGAGGAAGAAAGAUCAGUUCCUCCACCCCAUUGACCUCCACUUGCUCUUCAACCUCAUCAGCUCUUCUUCCUCCUUUCGGGAGGGUGAAGCCUGGACUCCUAUUUGCCUCCCCAAGUUCAACUCCAGUGGCUUCUUCCAUGCCCACAUCUCCUACCUGGAGCAGGAGAUGGACCUGUGCCUGCUGCUGGUCUCCACAGACCGCGAGGACUUCUUCACCGUGUCCGACUGCAAGCGGCGCUUCCAGGAGCGGCUGCGGCGGCGGGGGGUGCACCACGCCCUGCAGGAGGCCCUGCGCACCCCCUUCUACAGCGUCGCCCAGGUGGGCAUCCCCGACCUCCGGCACUUCAUCUACAAGUCCAAGAGCUCUGGGCUCUUCACCAGCCCCGAGAUUGAGGCUCCCUACGUGCAGGAGGAGGAGAAGGAGAGGCUCUUGGGGCUCUACCAGUACCUGCACAGCCGGGCCCACAACUCUUCACGGCCCCUGAAGAACAUCUACUUCACGGGCCCCCGAGAAAACCUCCUGGCGUGGGUAACCAACGCCUUUGAGCUCUAUGUAUGCUACAGUCCCCUGGGGACCAAGGCCGGUGCCAUCAGUGCUGUCAACAAGCUCAUGAAGUGGAUCCGCAAGGAGGAAGACCGACUCUUCAUCCUCACACCCCAGACAUACUGAUGGGCAUCACCCUGGGCGUGCUGCCAGCUGGGAGAGAGCCCCCGCUGUGCUGGGGAGCCCAUUCCCAGGGAUUCCCAGGCCAUGUGUCUGGGGGAGAGGGCAUGGUGGGAUCCCAGAGCACAGAGAAACCCCCCUGUGGGACUGUCCAACCCGAAUGUUAGAGAUGGGGUGCAUGGGGGAAGGGAAAGGGGUGAGCAGGACUUUCUCAGCUGCAGGCAGUGCCCCAGCUGGGGGGCUGUCCUUCCUCUGUGGUCCCCCAGCUCUGUCCCUGGAGUGGGGCUGCUGGUACCCUGGGUUGCUGGAGGGGAGCAGAGGAGCAGAGCCCCCAGGUCCUGCUGCCUGUGCCUGCCAUCUCCUCUGGCAUCCUGUGGCUGUGCCAAGGGUGAGGGUCCCCAGGGGAGAGGUGAGAACCCCAGUGCUGCUGUGCCCGCAGAUGGCGGGUGACACUACCCAGGCAGGGGACAGGGCUGGUCUGGGGCACACACUGCUCUUCCUGCCCUGGGGGAGCUGGACCUCCCAAGUGCCAGGGAGUCCCUGGCAGUCCCACUGCAGGUUUGCCCCUUUGGCAUCUGUAUGAGCCCUGACCCUUCCCACUGUGGCUGUGAAAAGGAUGUCCCUGGGGAUGCUGGCAGGCAGGGUGGGUCAGCCUGCCUCAGCUGGGACAGCAGGGUCCUGCCCACCUCCCCAUGAGGACACAGAGGAGCUCCAGAGAGAUCUGGGGUGCCAAGGUGUCCAUCAGGGUGUUUGUGGGCUCAUGGUGCUGGCUCUGGGUAGUGAACCCUAAAUGGGCAGUUCAAGCACAGCCCCUGGGAGACCCCGCUGGCACAGGGCCCUGGUGCCCCCCAGCCCAAGGAGGGUCUUCCCCUUGGCACAGGAGCACCUGCCCCCAAACCCAGCUCCUUGAGCCAGUUAUGCUGAGCUUGCUGCACAGGGGCCACCUACUCCCCAGACAUCCCCAGGCACUGGUGUGGGGCUGAGCAUCUGUGAACUCCAUGUUUUGGGGCUGUCUGGGUAGUGCUGGGGCAGGUGUUUGAGGAUGGCACUCUGACAGCAAAGGAGCUGAGAAGGACCCGGCAGGGCUAGCACAGGGAUCUGCUCCUGUGUUUAUCCUCCUGCCAGAGUGUAAUCGCUUGUCUUUGCUCAUAAACAUUAUAUGGACCCUAA
Messenger RNA from Pseudopipra pipra, 2991 nucleotides. It is a transcript of the gene MON1A, whose product is annotated as MON1 homolog A, secretory trafficking associated. The record is from RefSeq and is a predicted model, not a curated record. Gene Ontology annotation, cellular component: Mon1-Ccz1 complex. Gene Ontology annotation, biological process: vesicle-mediated transport; protein secretion; protein targeting to vacuole. NCBI's taxonomy places the organism in Eukaryota, Metazoa, Chordata, Aves, Passeriformes, Pipridae. The transcript has 6 exons. The coding region runs from base 178 to 1827 and encodes 549 amino acids.